AACUGCUAUGUAUUCCCUGCAGUAAUAUUGUGUUCUGACCAAAUCCAAAGACUUCAAUUUGAUCCAGAAAUCGAUUCGCUGGUGGGAUUCUCACAGCGUCUCCUACAAAAGGAUUGUAAAUUAGCACACUGUGAGUCGCCGAUGAACCAUCGAUUGUGGGAUUGGGAUUGGGAUUGGGAUAAUACCAUAGAUACUACCAACCAACGUCACCCAGUGGAGAGAUCCUUCAACUAGAACCCCAGGUGGUUGUCUGAUUACAUCCGCCAAUUGCGAAGGCGUAGCUCCUAUAUUUCUCCACUCUGUUGUUACUACUGUAAACACCUGAGCCGUUAAUUCGUCCACAUCUGGCCUCGGGCCCGUCGUGUACCACACAAUCCUGACCACUUUGAAUUCUCCUGUCCUCGGAUGGAACCCAAAUCCAAAAACUUCCCUUUGAUUUGGAAAAAGGUUUGCUGGUGGGAGUCUCACAGCGUCUCCAACAAAAAGAUUGUAAAUUAGCAGACUGUGAGACGCCGAUGAACCAUCGGAUGGGCCCGAGGCCAGAUGUGGACGAAUUAACGGCUCAGGUGUUUACCCUGGGAACAACAGAGUGGAGAAAUAUAGGAGCUACGCCUCCGCAAUUGGCGGAUGUAAUCACACAAGCACCUGGGACUCUAGUUGAAGGAUCUCUCCACUGGGUGACAUUGGUUGGUGGUAUCUAUGGUAUUAUCCCAAAUCCCAAUCCCACUGAGAAAUAUGGGUGACUGCGGUUGGGAUGGGAGGAGUCGAUCCUAUCUUUGGUAUUAUCUCCUUCGACCUUGCAUCUGAGGUGUUCGAAGAAAUUCCGCACCCACCUUGUCAACGACUUGUGUCAGAUCGCUACAAUCUUUCCGUGC
Molecule: messenger RNA, 875 nt
Organism: Rubroshorea leprosula
Lineage: Eukaryota; Viridiplantae; Streptophyta; Magnoliopsida; Malvales; Dipterocarpaceae
Source: the annotation of a GenBank genome assembly